Molecule: messenger RNA, 651 nt
Organism: Cladocopium goreaui
Lineage: Eukaryota; Dinophyceae; Suessiales; Symbiodiniaceae
Source: the annotation of a GenBank genome assembly
AUGGAGGGUCAUGCUGAAUGGUUUGACACUUCGUACAACACCAUGUUGGCAAUGCGCGCGGAGUCCCCAGCUCCAUGGAACGUGGAACCUGACCUGACUCGGCUGAUCCCUAUGGACCCUUCCUGCAAAGCGAACUUCCUGAAAAUAGACGUGAAUUGGUUCAAGGGUGCUGACACAGUAUCCAUUCUCCUGUUUUUGGAACAUACACUUCAAGACAAACUUGACACCUUUACGGAUGAAGACACCAAGAAGUUGUUCGAGUUGUGUCUCGUGGCUACAUCAUCAGCCAACAAAUUCAUGAAGACUUUGUACAAUGCUGGAUUUUGGCUCUCAUUUUCCGAACGACAGGACCUUAUUUCUCAUGGCCACAGACUGCUCAAUGCUUUCAAUUCUUGCGCAGACCUGUGCUAUUGGGCAGACCUAACGCGGUUCAAACUGCAACCUAAACAGCACAUGUUUGGGGAGCUGGUGUUUGAAAUUGAAUUUCACCAUCGACAUAAGUGGCCGACUCCCAACCCACUAGCCUACAGCACACAAAUGGAUGAAGACUUCGUGGGGAGAAUUUGCGUAUUUUCACGAAAAGUUUCAAUUCGCUCAAUUCAUUCUAGAACUUUGAGUCGAUAUCAAAUUGCCUUAAGGGCAUUGCUGUAA